AUGGUGCUCUGCUCCGUGCCGGCCGCUCUAUCCAACCACAGGCUUUCACUCGGUGGCUUCCGGCUGCAUUUGGUUUGGCUCCAGCACUGGCAUUCCCUGACAGGCUCUGCACGUGGGCACGGCGUGGGCUCCGGCGACCCUGCUUCCACCGGCAUGUUCGAGGAGCCCGAAUGGGUCGAGGCGGCCCCAGCAGCCUUGGGCCUCCGUCCCGCGACAACACAGACUCGGCCAGCGACUGCCCCACCAGUCAAGGGCCGCAAGCGCCGCCAUCUCUUGGCCACAUUACGGACCCUGGAAGCAGCAUCUCUUUCCCAGAAAUCUCCCAGCCCACCUGGCAGUGAUUCUGAGGAGGAGGUAGGAAGGAAGAACAAAUACCUCCAAAGGCCCUCACUUGCUAAUGCCUCGAAGGAAGUAGGGGAGAAAAGAAAAAGGAAAUGUCAAAAACAGUUGCCAUCUAUCAGUGACUCUGAGAGCAAGGAAGUAGAAAGGAAAUGCUGCAGACAAACUCUUGGUGGGAUCUCUGCUGAAGAAGAAAAAGGAAAGAGGAAAUGCCAGAAAUAUUCUCAUUCACACUCAUCCCAGCAACUGGACAGUGUUGAUCAAACAGUUCACAGUUCAAGGACAAGUACUGCUACAGUUGAUCCACCCAAGCCAAGCCCUGAGUCCACAUCCUGUAACUCCUCGCAUACCCUGAGCCGCAAACAGUGGCGGAACCGGCAGAAGAAUAAGCGGAGACACAAAAACAAAUUUCGGCCACUUCAGACACCAGACCAGGUUCCUGCCAAGGCCUCCACAGAGGAGACUGAGGUGCCUCGCCCAAAGUCAGACAGUCAGCAGACUAGAGCUGGGGCCUUACGAGCACGCAUGACACAACGGCUGGAUGGGGCCCGAUUUCGAUACCUUAAUGAACAGUUGUACUCAGGGCCCAGCAGUGCUGCCCAACGCCUCUUCCAGGAAGACCCUGAGGCUUUUCUCCUCUAUCACCGUGGCUUUCAGAAACAAGUGAAGAAAUGGCCACUGCACCCAGUGGACCGUAUUGCCAAAGAUCUCCGCCAGAAGCCUGCAUCCUUGGUGGUAGCUGACUUUGGCUGCGGAGAUUGCCGCCUAGCUUCAAGUGUUCGGAACCCUGUGCACUGUUUUGAUUUGGCCUCUCUGGACCCCAGGGUCACUGUAUGUGACAUGGCCCAAGUGCCUCUGGACAAUGAAUCUGUGGAUGUGGCUGUGUUUUGCCUUUCACUAAUGGGAACUAACAUCAGGGACUUCCUUGAGGAGGCAAAUCGAGUGCUGAAGCCAGGGGGUCUGCUCAAAGUAGCUGAAGUCAGCAGCCGCUUUGAGGAUAUUCGGACGUUUUUGGGGGCUGUGACCAAACUUGGCUUUAAGGUUAUCUACAAGGACCUGACCAACAGCCAUUUCUUCUUGUUUGACUUUGAAAAGACUGGGCCUCCUAGAGUAGGACCCAAAGCCCAACUUUCAGGCCUGAAACUUCAGCCCUGUCUCUACAAGCGCAGGUAACCAAUGGACACCUGUUAAAAGGGGAAGGCUCAGACUCCAAACUCAGAACUCUGAAGACUGUACUUACCCAAGCUUUGAGCCAGGACCUGGUGCCACACUCCUUCUGUACCAAGAAUGCUGGUAAAGCCUUCAUUCAGCUCAGCUCUGCUCUAACAGAGCCCUCUCAGCUAUAAAAAGCAUGAAGUAACUUGGGCAGGCUCAAGAAUGAGUUUAUUGUGAGGGCAUUGGUAUGUUCUGGGAAUUGUGGGUCACUUCAGGUAUCAUGUAAACUAGUUGGCUUGGAAGUGAUAGAUCUCUGGGUUUGGUUUCUCUUCAUCUUUCAGAAGGUGCCUGGGCACUCCACUGUGUCGUCUUUGACUGUAUUGUGUAGCCUCUGCUCAUCCAUAGUUUCUGCUCCUUCAACUUCAAGACUACAGAUAGCUUUUGCCUCAUGGCAGGCCCUAAUGCUAGUGCCUACUGGGGCUGGGAGUUAUUUCUUUCUCUUUUGGAGCUGAGAAUCAUUUCAUUUCUUUCUUUCUGUUGUUGUUUUGAGACAGCAUCUCACACUAGUCCAGGCUGACCUCAAAUGGUAAUUCUCCUGCCUUAGCCUCCUGAUUAUUGAGAUUACAGGCAUGAGCCACUAUACCCAGCUUAAUUAUUAAUUUCUGAAUAUUCCAUUUCUUAUUUGAAAAAUGUAAAAUUCUUGUGUUCCAGCAUGUUGUAUGGGUCAACUGAGGAAAGCUGCAGCAAGAGCUGGGAACAUAAAGAGCUGGCGCUGAACAAAUCAGCUUUGGCUGUUAUGUGUCAAUCUUACUGUUCUUUAACGAUCACCCCUAAGAUGGCUUGGAGGUUGAAGAGUAAAUAAUUUAGUUGUGGCUGAGAAAGAUUAGGAGAGUUUGGUAUAGGCACGUAUACAGGCUUAUUUGAUAUUUAGAGGCUUAAUGCAUUUGAAGCUUUCAUCUGUUCAUAAGCAACAACUGAUUGGGCUGCUCAUUGGCAGGAUCUGGCCAUGGCACCUACCUUGCAUGUCAGAGGAAAGCUACAGGCAGGAACUAAAGUACUCAAGUUCCUGAACUAGUGCUGGGAAGAUGAGCUGGGAUGGCAUGCUGUAUAAAGAUACAGCCUCUUCUACCCAUUCACAAAAAUAAGACCUCAUGGUUCCCUCUAGGAGCAAAUAGGUCUCAGGAUUCUGAUUUGAUUAGAUGCUCCCAGGCCUAAAGAAAGAAGACACAGGCCAAAAGGCAUGUUUGGAGGUUAGACUAUGAGGCCAACAAUAUACAAUAUACAAUAUACAAUAUACAAUAUACAAUAUACAGCUUUGUGUGCAGUGUUGCUGCUGAGCACACAUCUCACGAGCAAAGUUUACUCGUCUUCCCAAAUACCUUAGCUGCUUAAGCCUCUUCCCCAGAAGCAUGUAUAUUCUCAACAUACUGUAUGCAAAAUGUUUCUUUAGUAUACAAGUACUGUGUUGUGGAUGGUUUAUACAUUUCACUACAGCCUUCUCAAGCCAUAUUUAUCUCUCUGUUUCCAGAGUUUGUUUACUUGUGUGUGUGUGGUGGUGGUGGGGGGUGUUUAAGGAAUUAACAGUCCACUUAACUGAACUUGAUGACAACAGGAGUGUUGCCGAAGCCAAGUCUGGGUUGCAUAAGGGUGCUGUGAACUAGUGAUGGGAAAGGUAUUCCAGCAGGUGAACCUCAAGAUGGAGUUGGUGUAAUGUUGAGGUUUUUUUUGAGAGAGAAAAAAAAUCUGCAAUAAACUGGACAGGCUGGUGUGGUCAUUCAAAAUGUUGAAUUUGGGAUCCAGGGAGAUGACUCAGUGGCUAACAGCACUGCUGUGCAAGCAUGGAGACCUGAGUUCAGAUCCUUAGCACUACAUAGAAAUGCAUGCCUAUAGCUCCAAAGCUGCGGAGGGAUGGGCUAGUGGAGACAGACUAUUGGGGUUUGUAGGCCAGCCAACUUACCUCAACAGUGGUCAGUACCAGACCCAGUAAGAAGUUGUCUUAAAGGAAUAAGGUAGAGAAUGAUAAAAGCAGGAAACUUGAUGUCAUCCUUUGGCUCCCACCCCUACCCGCGCGCGCGCGUGCACAUACACACACACACACACACACACACACACACACACUAUCCACUCUCACAUGCAGCAUACCCAGCUUAAAGAACAGGAGAUUGAAGGAAGGAGAAGAGUGGUAAUGGGAGGGGUUAACUGUGAAAGACAGUGGCUUUCAAACUUUAGAGUGACUGGAGUCAUCUGCAAGGUUCAUUAUAAUGCUGUGUCCCGAGCCCUCUCCUGUAGUUUCUGGUUCUGUAGAUCUGAGUAGGGCCCUAGAAAUUCUUUUCUGGUGGCUUUGGGUUUUUUCCUUGAAGGAGGAAGCAAAAUUUAUUCAUUGAAAGUAAAAAUGGAGAGAGGAUUGGGAUUUUGAGGAAAGGAAAAUGAAGAUCAUUUCAAGGAGAAUAGAGGAGAAUGAAUAAUGGUUGGUGGCACAUGCCUUUAAUCCCAGCACUUGGGAGGCAGAAGCAGGAAGAUCUCUUGAGUUUGAGGCCAGCCUGGUCUACGUAGUUCCAGGCCACCCAGGGGAUACAUAGUGAGACGCUGAACUAAGGAAAUGGAGUAGAAGUAUUGGCAGUGUUAAUAACACAUGAAGUUUGAGUCAUAAGAGGAUGGGAGCAUGGUACAGUGUUGUGUCAGGAACUUGUUACUUUCCUUUACUACUACUAAGAAAGGGGAGAAGGUCAAGUUUCUGCCUACUGACCACAAGUCUAGCUAGGGUCUACUGAGACCAUUAGGGAAGCAUGAGAUAUUUAUUUCUACUGCUGAGGAAUGAUGAGCCUAAGGUCUUAUUCCUGCCAUGAAAAAAGCUCUGAGGCUGUUUGGAUGGUGUGGUAGUGGGGUGCUGCUGCUUUGGCACUAGCUUUCAUUCCCAGAAUGUGCCCUGGCAAUAGAACAUGAGUAUCUUCUAUGCAUCUUGUGUUAGUGUAAGAUGGGCUUGAGUCCUGUCCUGUGGGACCAUUUUGAAGAGAUAAAGAGACUUCAUAACAAGCAGCAAGGAGUCAGCCAUUUGGGCUGAUGGAACCAUUUCAGAAGGCCACCCAGAAUAGUGCAGUAUCCAUCAGAGACUAACAGGAAUUUCACCUUUGAAUUUCCACCAGGGACCUGCCAGGUCAAAGAACCACCAAGUCAAACCAGACUUGCAGGCUUUCCUUGUCUCUCCUCCUCAGUACUUGUGUCUGAAGGUGGGAAAGAGUUGUGGAGAGCAGGGAGCUCUCCUCCAUUCCCUAAAGCAGCCUCCUUGACUUAGGUGAGGCAAAGCUGGGAGGAGGAAAGAUUUAAAGCCACCACAGGGGCCAGUUAUUUAUUACACAGAAUUAUGCAUGCUAAUUUAGAUUGUUUACUUCUUGAGCUGAUCACAGGACUGUCAGUUAACUAAGAAUAUCACAGUGGGGCUGGACAGAUGUUUCUGUGGUUGAGAGCUCUGCCUGCUCUUGAAAAGAAUACAGGUUCGAUUCCCAGCACCCACAAGGUGGCUCAUAACCAUCUGACUCCAGCCCUAGGGGAUCCAAUGCCCACUUUGGCAUCUGGGCACACCAGGCUCCCACAUGGUCCACAGACAUACAUGCAGGCAAAACACUCAUGAAACAAGUAAACAAAUUAAUAAAUAAAUAGAAGACAAUUAUAGGCUUGCUGCAGCCUUUCUCAGCAGAGAAAGAGUUUACUCUUUCAGGGCUGUGGGGGAAAAGAAUGAAGUUGAUAUGGAUAUCAAUCUAGACCUGGGUCAUGUUCAAUAUCCCUUUUAGAGCUCUCCAAGUAGUGUUCUGCAAUUAUUCCUGUGCUCCUGAUUUUGUUCCCUUAAAACAGUCCUAAGAGAGAACACAGUUCCAAAAGAAACAGUGUGAUCUUGGCAGAGACAGCUCAGUUCCAAGCACUCACCAGUUACGUAAUCACACAAAGCUCUCUGGCUUUUCACAGAAACUAGUAAUUAGAGCCUUUCAUUUCCAGGUCAUCAUCUUUCCCAGGUGAGUUCUCUAACUAGCCACCUGGUUGUAGGACUUUUUGGCUACUGCAGUGAUUGCUUUAGGGAUCUAAUUGCCUUUGCUUCCCAAAGCAAUUCAUUUUCCAUAUUGCAAAGUGAUCUUUAUGAAAAUGUAAAUCAGAUUAUGUCACCUUUCUGCAUAAAAUCCUUCAAUGAAUUCUCAUUGCUUGAAAACAAAAGACAGACUCCUUCCCAGGUCCUGUGUGAUUUUACCCAGGCAUUGUUCUGCAGUCCAACUGCAUCUUAAAACUCACUCUUCCCCUCAGUACUCCAGCAGGAGCUUGCUAUUCAUUGCUCAUGCACUCCAAGCUCUCUCUACAUCUAUACAUGCCCCCUCCAUCUUCCUAAAAUAUUCUUUCCCUCAAUUCAUUUUCAUCUUCUGGAUCUUCUUACCAGUGACAUGUUUUUCUUUCCUGUGGAAGAAAUUCCCCAGGUGCUCUCUUUCUGGACAUAGAAUUAAACUCUUAUUCCAGCAAUGUACACUAGGCAGGUCAUGGAUAGUCAGGGUGAUGUUUUCAUACAAAGAAAGUGAAAGGCAGAUGAACUGUGUCCAUUUUCUCCCACUUCUUUCCCUACCUAGAAAGGUCCGGUUUUAAAGAUGAUGGAGUCAUAGUAUACAAGAAGUUUGGCCAUUUAGGAGAAAAUUGAACUCUGAAACAGAACUAAACCCCUAAAGCUAAUGAAUGCGAGCAUGUUACAGCAAUUGUCAUUAUGCAUCCUGCGUAUGUCUUCCUGUCCAUCAUACCACAAAGUCCUCUUUCAUGUAGCAUGCUUCAACAUUUAUCUUACCACUUGCCAGUAUAUACUUUCUAAUUGUCCCACUUUAAAUAUUUGUUUUUAUUUUUUAACUACAUAUAUGGGGGUUAUGCAUGUGUGAGUACAGUGGCUGAGACCAAAGACAUGGAAUUUCUUGGAGCUGGAGUUAUAGGCAGUUGUGAGCUGCCUGAUGAGGGUUUGGAAAAUUGAACUUGAGUCCUCUGCAGGAGAAGUACUCACUCUUACUAUCUUUCCAACCUCUUAUCCUACUUUUAAAUGAAGAAAAAUAAUGCUCACAUCAGAAAACAAAUAUUUUAUCAAUUAUUUAUAACUAAAAAAUUCCCAGUAAAUGUUUUAAACACUUAAAUUUUUUUUCCUAAUAUAACAAGGAACCUGAAGGUUGAUGACUUGGCUUUAGUUCAGGAGCUCAGAAGUGUCAAGUGUAAGGGCUUUGUGCUUCUCUUGGUGUCCUGAUUCUCAUAGUCACAGAUGCAUUCUUAAUUAGGCAGAGACACCUUACUGACUAGACUGCUUGGAAGUCUCUCUGAUUGCCACAGCACUCCCCACCUACCCCCUUUGGCUUCACUUCAAGGAUCUGUUCACUUGUUAGUACUCUGGUAUAAAUAUGUUAUGUUCUCCAUGAUGACUGAAUCCAGUC
Messenger RNA from Peromyscus leucopus (white-footed mouse), 6932 nucleotides. RefSeq names its product ribosomal RNA processing 8 (gene Rrp8). Lineage: Eukaryota; Metazoa; Chordata; Mammalia; Rodentia; Cricetidae. Gene Ontology annotation, biological process: rDNA heterochromatin formation; regulation of transcription by glucose; cellular response to glucose starvation. Gene Ontology annotation, cellular component: chromatin silencing complex; nucleolus; rDNA heterochromatin. Gene Ontology annotation, molecular function: methyltransferase activity. The record is from RefSeq and is a predicted model, not a curated record.